Messenger RNA from Cooperia oncophora, 258 nucleotides. The record is from the annotation of a GenBank genome assembly. NCBI's taxonomy places the organism in Eukaryota, Metazoa, Nematoda, Chromadorea, Rhabditida, Trichostrongylidae.
AUGACGCUCGCAUCGCUAUUCCUGGAAUUCAGCGUGUGGGACUAUGAUCGCCUCUCUGAGAACAACGCCCUCGGCCAGGUCAUCGUCAGUCUUGCCGACCGUAACCUGCUAUCAGGUCAGCCGUGCUGGUUAGCUUUACAGCCAACGGAUGCUCGUCCAUCUGUUCAACAACUCAACGCUCCACUCGAUACCCAGCGGACCCAUGUCUAUCACUACAAUCCAGCGUCACUCGACAUCGGAUAUCCGGCCAUUAACUGA